GACCGGCGCCGGUACCGCCUCGUGCGCCUCGCCAACGGCGUCGAGGCGCUGCUGGUGUCCGACGGCGACGCGGACGAGGCCGGCGCGGCGCUGUCCGUCAAGGCCGGCAGCUUCGACGACACGCGGCUCGGGCUCGCGCACUUCCACGAGCACAUGCUCUUCCUCGGCACGCGCAAGUACCCCGACGAGGACGAGUACGAGGCCUACCUCAACGCCCACGGCGGCGGCUCGAACGCGUGGACCGCCGACGAGGAGACGUGCUACUAUUUGAACGUGAACGCGGGCGCGCUCGACGGCGCGCUGGACCGCCUGGCCCAGUUCUUCGUGGAUCCGCUGCUGAGUCUGGACUGCGUCGAGCGGGAGGUCAAGGCCGUCGAUUCGGAGUACGCCAUGGCGCUCCAGGACGACGGCUGGCGCAUGCUUUCGGUCCUCAAGGCGACGGCGAACGGCGCGCACCCGUUCUCGCGCUUCUCCACGGGGUCGCUGGACACGCUGAACGGCGAGCGGGGCCUCCACGACGAGCUGAAGCGCUGGAACGCGGAGCACUACGUGGGGGACAAGAUGCGUUUGGCCGUCGUCGGCAGGGAGUCGCUCGACGAGCUCGAAAAGCUCGUC
This is a messenger RNA of Aureococcus anophagefferens, 615 nucleotides long. RefSeq lists its product as hypothetical. The record is from RefSeq and is a predicted model, not a curated record. The transcript has a single exon. Gene Ontology annotation, molecular function: metal ion binding. Lineage: Eukaryota; Pelagophyceae; Pelagomonadales; Pelagomonadaceae. The annotation marks the transcript as partial.